UGCGAUUUUUGUAGUUGCCGGGCAGGCCGACGGUCUGGAACGUGUUUAGCUGGCUAAUAUCCUUAAAAAAAAUAAAAAAAUAAAAAAACAAGCAACAUUCGAAAAAUAAACGUUCAAACACACAGAGAGGUUUGACAUCUCUUUCAAUAUUGAAAGUAAAGAUGCCAUCUGCAACCACUGGUGACUAUGCUGUUCAGUCCUCCAGUCCAGAGCUGGGCGCUGCUCCCGUAUCAGCUCCCACCGAGGCCCUGAAGCAAGUGCUGAGCAUCAUCGAGAAGAAGGUCCGCAACAUGGAGAAGAGAAAGUCCAAGCUGGAAGACUACAAGACACGGAAGACCAAAGGAGAGCGGCUAAAUCAGGAUCAGCUGGAAGCUUUGUCCAAAGCUCAGGAGGUGGCACACAACUUGGACUUUGCCCGGGAGAUGCUGAAGAGCUUCUCGUCUUUAAAUGUCGAGAUCCAGAAGGCGGUGAAGAAGACGGCGCGUCGGGAGCAGCUGAAGCGCGAGGAGGCUGAGCAGCGGCGCCUGAAGGCUGUGCUGGAGGUGCAGUACGUUCUGGACCAGCUCGGCGAGGAGACCGUGAGGCAGGAGCUCAGGCAGGUGGAGCGAGGGAACGAUGGGCCUCUGCUCACCGAAGCCGAGCUCACGGGGCUCGACGACUUCUACAAGCUGGUCGGCCCUGAGAGGGACCCCAACAUCAGGCUGACCGAUCAGUUUGAGGAGGCGUCCGUGCAUUUGUGGGAGUUGAUGGAAGGAAGAGACAAAGCUGUGGCAGGAACCACAUACAAGGCCCUUAAGGAGACUUUGGACAAGAUACUGCUCAGCGGCUACUUCGACCAGACGCAAACGCACCAGAACGGAGUGUGUGAGGAAGAGGAGGAGGAGGUGGAGCAGCAGCAGCAGCAGCCUGCUCCUGCUCCUGCCGAGUCAGUGGAGUGCGAGGAGCAGCCGGCGGAGCCAGAAGGGUCGGUCACUCAAGAAUUCACGGAGCCCAUCGAAGUGGAAGCAACAGAGUUUGUAAACCGAAAAUUCAUUCCAGAAGCCACUUAUAACACCAGUACUGAAAAAGAGCAGGGAGGGGAAUGGGCUGUGAGCUCUGAGAUCGUAAGCUCCCUUCAGCAGCAGCAGCAGCAGCCGCAGCCUCCUCAGCCUCAGCAGCCUCCUUCAUCGAUGAGCCCGGCUCUCGUGAGCUCGGAGACCCACUCGCUCGCCCCCGUACUCCCUCCCUCCUCGGCUGACCCGCUGGUCAGGAAGCAGGCUGUGCAGGACCUCAUGGCACAGAUGCAGGGCACCUACAACUUCAUGCAGGACUCCAUGCUGGAGUUUGACGGACAGCCUCUGGAUCCCGCCAUCGUAUCUGCUCAGCCUAUGAAGUCUGCACAGAUGGUCUGUGCUCCAGCUCACACAGAAACCCGACUCCCUCAACACAGCACAGUCCCUGUACAUCCAGAACCAACACAAGUUCCCAUGGUGUCCCCUCCCACCGAAGCGUACACCUCUACGCCGCCGCUCUACCAGCCCCCUCACAGCACAGACCCUCGGCCUCAGCCCGACCCCAUCGACCCCCUCCAGGUGUCCAUGCCCCUGUCGUCUGAGCAGCCCCCUGCCCCGUCGUCCCAGCCCCAGGCCUUCCAGUCCGUCUCCAAACCCCUGCACAGUGGCAUCAACGUUAACGCCGCACCAUUCCAGUCCAUGCAAACGGUGUUCAAUCUGAAUGCCCCAGUUCCUCCCUCGAAUGAGCUGGAGUCUCCGAAGAUGUCGAGUCAGUAUCAGAGCACUUACACCCAGAACUUCAGCAGCCAGCCCACACACUCGGUGGAGCAGCAGGAGCUUCAGCAGGAACCUCUCCAGUCAGUUGUCGGAGCGUUCCACUCUCAAGACCAAGGGAUUCCUUCCUCCGGGGGCCACCAGUCGAUGAGCCAGCAGCCAUCGGGUCAGGGCGCAGGGUUCGGACGCCAGCCGCAGUCUUUCUACAGCAGCCGAGCCGUGCCACGUGGAGGACCUCGCAACGCCAGAGGGGCCAUGAACGGAUACCGCGGACCAUCCAACGGCUUCAGAGGUGGAUAUGACGGCUAUCGCGCUCCUUUUCCCAACACUCCCAACACUGGUUAUGGACAGACCCAGUUCAGCACUCCACGGGAUUACUCGAGCAGCACCUAUCAACGGGAAGGAUAUCAGCAGAGCUUCAAGAGAGGAGCUGCCCAGGGAGCUCGAGGUAGCUCUCGAGGACGAGGCGGACCGUACAAACCGAGCCGAGGGAUGAGCAUGAUGGCUGCAGCACAGACUAGCUAACCCUAACACACUCCUCCCCAUAACCCACUCACCAGACUCUACUCCAUCUCCAUCAGUCCAUGUAGCAAGGUGUUUGGGCGCACACACACACACACACACACACACACGAGAUGCGACGGUCCUGAUAACGAAGCCAUACCACUCCUAACUAAUGCUGUACGUUGUAAAGCUUUCUCUCAAUCAAUCGCACGCUGUCGAUAGCCUUAAUUCUGUAAAGCAGGAACGUUUGUGCCUUUUUUUUUUUUUUUUAAUUUGUUUUCAGUUUAAAAUUGGACCAGGAUAGACGACGAUUCAUAUAUAGUACACACAAACCUAGCCAAAAAAUGUGAAGUAUGAGCUGUACUGUAUUGUAAUGUUUUUUUUUGUUUUGUUUUGUUUUGUUUGUUUUUGGGUCACCUACUUCAAUCUGCACCGUACUAAUGAUCACAUGAUGAGUGCUUCGUAGAAUUAAAUGUCUUUCAGUAGAGCUGUGGUGAUUGUGGUUCAUUGUACAGUAACACACUUUUGGAGAAAAAUAAAUAAAUAAAUAAACAGAUGACUGAUGAACAUUUA
Molecule: messenger RNA, 2843 nt
Organism: Pangasianodon hypophthalmus (striped catfish)
Lineage: Eukaryota; Metazoa; Chordata; Actinopteri; Siluriformes; Pangasiidae
Gene: caprin1a
Product: cell cycle associated protein 1a
Exons: 19
Coding region: 162-2291 (709 amino acids)
Cellular component (GO): cytoplasm
Molecular function (GO): RNA binding
Source: RefSeq, a predicted model, not a curated record